GUAUUCUGAACAGGGUACAGGUUUGCUUACCCCACCUAUUUUCCCGCCAAACGAUAAUAACCGCGAAUUAUUUAUUGAUAACUCCAUUAUCUGCCUAUCGGCACUACAACAGGCUACAUUUUAUCGUUUACGUUUGUAGCAUAAACACGCUCCUCUAUUGUGUAAAUAAAAAAAAAUACAAUUUGUGUUUUGUACUAUUAUUUUCUUUUGUGAAGAUAGAAAGUGAAAAUGUCGAUUGAAGAUACUGAAGGGGAAUCCUUAGAGUCAAUGACUGCAAUUCAGUUGAGUGAUGUAUUGACUUCUCAAAAAGAGCUUUAUUGUGUAAGUUGCUUUGAAUUCUUGUGGCCACCAGUUAUGUGGUGUGAAGAAGGAAAUGUAUGUGGAAACUGUUGGGAUGCCGAUUCGGAUAGAUUUAUUCGUAAUACAGUUCUAGAAAAGAUAUUAGAAAAACUGAGCAUUCAGUGCAUGAACUUCGCAAAUGGUUGUAAAGUACGAAGCAACUACAAGGAAAUGGCAGAACACAAUAAGAAGUGUACAUAUCGAAGAUUGUGUUGUCCCAUAGAUUCCAUUGAUUGUUGUUCAUGGCUGGGAUAUAAUAAAGAACUUAUAGAUCAUUUCAUUCGAGAACAUCCUCAAAAAACUAUAAAAUCAGAAAACAAUUCUGUUUUAUUAAAUUUCGAUAUACAAAAAGAUGUAAAACAAAUCAAAUUAAUAGUGCUACCUGGCAAAAAUUUCUUAUCGCUAACAAAUACUGACACAAUUAAUCAAACACUUUCAAUAACUGUUUUCUUUAUUGAUGGCGACUCUAAAUCAAAAGCUACUGAAUACCAAUUUAUUGUCCAACGAAGUACUUUUGACAAUGAUUCUGUUAGUUAUGAAACAAAUAAAUUUGACAUUGUAAAUAUUAAUAACUACAAGGAAUAUUACAAUGAUGGGCUAAAAAUAGAUAUAGCUCCACUGAAAAAGUUUUCAAUUGGGGGUUUUUACAGUUGUACUUUAAAAAUAAUGUCUGCUUUGAGUGAAAACAAAACAAAUGAAGAAUUGUUACAAAACUUUGAAUGUCCAGUAUGUAGAAAUUACAUGAAGAACCAAAUAUAUCAAUGUCUUGCUGGCCAUAGUAUGUGUGGAGAUUGUAGAUUCAAGGUAGAAGAUUGUCCUUCUUGUAGAUCAGGUUUUGGAGACACGAGAAAUUAUGCUUUAGAAAAUAUCAGCAAUAGUAUUUAUUUCCCAUGUUCCUAUCUCGAUCGUGGAUGUGAAGAAAUUUUUCUUGGAGAGGAUACUAUUAAACACGAAGGAGAUUGUAGAUUUAGACCAUACGUUUGCCCAUUUUGGAGAACUUAUUGCAACUGGACUGGUUCACUCACAGAAUUAUCUGAGCAUUUAAAGGAAUUUCAUAUGGAUAGUACAUACAUCAUAAAUAAAAAAAUGACAAAAACNUCUCACCCCCUGCCCCGCCCCUUUGGGGGGAUAAUCUAG
This is a messenger RNA of Agrilus planipennis (emerald ash borer), 1476 nucleotides long. RefSeq lists its product as uncharacterized. Gene Ontology annotation, cellular component: cytoplasm. The transcript is spliced from 4 exons. Gene Ontology annotation, molecular function: ubiquitin protein ligase activity; ubiquitin conjugating enzyme binding; zinc ion binding. Lineage: Eukaryota; Metazoa; Arthropoda; Insecta; Coleoptera; Buprestidae. Bases 229 to 1476 code for a protein of 415 amino acids. The record is from RefSeq and is a predicted model, not a curated record. Gene Ontology annotation, biological process: proteasome-mediated ubiquitin-dependent protein catabolic process; multicellular organism development.